Molecule: messenger RNA, 823 nt
Organism: Chenopodium quinoa (quinoa)
Lineage: Eukaryota; Viridiplantae; Streptophyta; Magnoliopsida; Caryophyllales; Amaranthaceae
Product: ribonuclease 1-like
Exons: 3
Coding region: 127-822 (231 amino acids)
Biological process (GO): RNA catabolic process
Cellular component (GO): extracellular region
Molecular function (GO): RNA binding; ribonuclease T2 activity
Source: RefSeq, a predicted model, not a curated record
UUUAAUGUUGUAAACUUCUAACGACAAUAUUAUAUGGUGGUUACCUACCCAUUACUUCGUUCGUUCUAAGCUUAACCUUUUUUUAAAAACAAAAAAUUAAAUUAUCCUUACUCUAAGAAAAAAUCAAUGGCGAAAUGCGGGGGCUUACUAUUGAUGAUCAUGCUUGUGCUAAGUUUAGCAGUUCUAACUCUCGGCGGUCACACUAGCAAUGAUUUUAGCGAAUUUUACUUUAUUCAGCAGUGGUUACCAUCAUACUGUAACCAAAAAGGAACAAGCUGUUGCUACCCACCAACUGAAGUGCAUGUAACAGAUUUUACAAUUGCUGGGCUUUGGCCUUGUCAAAACGAUGGAAGCGCCCUUGAAAACUGCCCUGGUGCAACUUUUGACGAGACUGUGAUUAAGCCCAUAGAGGACAUGCUACAAAAGGAAUGGCCAUCAUUUACAUGCCCACAAAUUGGAAAGAAAUUUUGGCAACAUGAAUGGAACAAGCACGGAACAUGCGCAACAUCAGUCCUAGACGAAAUGGCAUAUUUUCAUGUCACUCUAAACCUGAAUAACAAGAUCAACAUCAUCCAAGAUCUCGCGAAAGCAGGGAUCCAACCCAAUAACCAAAACUAUUCGCUUGAAAGUAUAAACGCGGCCAUCUCUCAAGCCACCGGAUUUCACCCUACAGUUUUUUGUAACCAUGACGCUCAAGGGAAUAAUCAGAUUUGGCAAGUUGUUCAUUGUGUUGAUAAAACUGGGACGAAUUUUAUCAACUGUUCCAACAAUCCUAAGGGGCUAGGAAAUUGUGAUUCUACCAUUAUAUUUCCUUCUGCUUAAU